AUGCAGUUCUCCGACCCUCGGAGUUCCAAUUCAAUAAUACACGUACCAACGUGUCGAUUCAGGGCGUCCUAUACUAGUUUAACCGGCAUGACCCCGAUUGGUGAUGAUCCUGCGCUAGCCACGAAUUACACUCCUUAUGAUGCGGUUAAGUGGCGUCUCCAGGCUUCCAUACCUUUCGCGUCCCUGGAAGGCGGAAUCAGUGAACCGAAACUGACUACCAAAUUGGGCCUAAACAUUGAUUACUUAAUGUUGCUUUCGGCCGAUCCACCUGUAAUCAAUGAGCAGCACGGUCGGGGUGAACCCGCUAAGGACUGGAAGCAACCAGAAGGUCCUCCAGCGAACGUAAAGAAUGACCCCAAAGUUCUGUUUGGAUCGAUUGCUGUCACUUAA
Molecule: messenger RNA, 390 nt
Organism: Aspergillus niger
Lineage: Eukaryota; Fungi; Ascomycota; Eurotiomycetes; Eurotiales; Aspergillaceae
Exons: 4
Coding region: 1-390 (129 amino acids)
Source: RefSeq, a predicted model, not a curated record